AUGUUCUCAAAGCGGCGUCUACUCGGCAAUUGCUGCCUUGCUUCGACUCGUGCUGACUCGCCUGCAGAUUAUAGUGGGGUGUCAAAACUGCCUGCCUCUGCGACUCACCUUCUUGACCCACGUCUAAAAAUCCUGGCUACGCUGAUCCCCGGAAUCUUUGCCGCCAAGCACUGUUUGGACAUCGGCUGUAAUGCUGGCAGCGUCUCAAUCCAACUAUGUAAGUGUAGGAAGGAUACCCCUGCUACCUCCUGCAACCGACUAUUACCACGUCUUGUCGAUAUUGAUCAACUUGCAGCAUUCGAUUUUCAAGCGGCAUCCGUCACGGGCAUCGAUAUCGAUCCCAAGCUGAUUGCCCAGGCCGAGAAGCUCCUGGCCCUGCGUGCUUCCCGUGCGAAACCCCCCACGAGUGGCUCGGCACCCGUUGUCGACUACUUUCCUAUAUCGGCCGUGCUCACUCAUGGAUACCGGAUUGAACCGCAAAACAAGGCUGCGCAUAGCGCAUCCACUGUGUCAGCUGCUUGGCCGCGUGUAACCUUCUUCUCUGCAGAUUGGGCCGUACCCUCAGCCCACGACGUCGAGGAGUCAUAUGAUGUGAUCCUGGCAUUAUCCGUCAUUAAAUGGAUCCACCUCCAACAUCGAGACGCUGGUCUAGUUGCGUUCUUUGAGAAGUGCGCCUCGUCGUUGCGAACGGGUGGAUACCUCGUUAUUGAACUCCAGGGCUGGGACUCAUAUCAGAAGGCCGUUCGCCCAAACCACUCUCCGCAUUUCCAGCAGGCUUUGAAGGAGCUCGAGUUACGUCCGGAAACUUCAUUCGACACUCUCCUUGCGAACCAAGGCCUACGGCUCUGCGCUUCAUCAGAUGCACUUCCUCGUCGCAUCAGUGUCUAUCGAAAAGCCUGA
This is a messenger RNA of Alternaria postmessia, 900 nucleotides long. RefSeq lists its product as uncharacterized. Gene Ontology annotation, biological process: snRNA modification. The coding region runs from base 1 to 900 and encodes 299 amino acids. The transcript has a single exon. Gene Ontology annotation, molecular function: O-methyltransferase activity; RNA methyltransferase activity; snRNA binding. Lineage: Eukaryota; Fungi; Ascomycota; Dothideomycetes; Pleosporales; Pleosporaceae. The record is from RefSeq and is a predicted model, not a curated record.